AUGGCAUUUCACCCCAGAGACGCCUUUAUUCUGCAUCAGGAGCAAAUACAAAGGCAGAAUGAAGGUGACGAAGUGGACACUUCUGCUGAACAAAAGGUUCACAUAGAUUUGCAACGAUUGACCGAUACGGAGUCUACAGCUACAAUUACCUUCUCACAUGAAGAUCACACAUUGGGAAAUCCGUUACGGCAUGUACUAAUGCAAAAUCCAGAAGUAACAAGUGCCGGUUACGCCAUUCCACAUCCUUUGGAAGCUAAGAUGCUUCUGCAUGUUCAAUCUACUGAUUACGCUGUAGAGGCUGUUGCUGAAGGACUUGAACGCCUUGCAGUUAUUUGCGAUCAAACCAUGAAAAGCUUUGACGAUUGUAUGCAUGGAACAUCGUUGGAAAAAAUAAAAGAAGAAUCGUAG
Molecule: messenger RNA, 408 nt
Organism: Trypanosoma theileri
Lineage: Eukaryota; Euglenozoa; Kinetoplastea; Trypanosomatida; Trypanosomatidae
Product: DNA-directed RNA polymerase I/III subunit
Exons: 1
Coding region: 1-408 (135 amino acids)
Biological process (GO): DNA-templated transcription
Cellular component (GO): RNA polymerase I complex; RNA polymerase III complex
Molecular function (GO): protein dimerization activity; DNA binding; DNA-directed RNA polymerase activity
Source: RefSeq, a predicted model, not a curated record